This is a messenger RNA of Schistosoma spindalis, 1044 nucleotides long. The record is from the annotation of a GenBank genome assembly. NCBI's taxonomy places the organism in Eukaryota, Metazoa, Platyhelminthes, Trematoda, Strigeidida, Schistosomatidae.
AUGAGAUGUGAUUCUGCAGCUUCCGCACCCCAUCCAGAUAACAAUAAUAUUACAAAAAACUUUCUCAAUCAAGAAUUGCUUACAUCAAACUCUAUUCCUAUUGUUUUUCACGAAAAAGACGAUUGUGUCAACUAUCGUGUAAAUAGUGAUAAAAAUCCUGAAAAUUUCAGUCGAAGAGUUUCAAAUUGGUUGCAGUCUGAUCCAAAUAAGAAAGGUGAUAAUCCCUCGUCAUCGGUUACCAAGGUCAAUUAUACUGAAUUAACUAAUAGUAAUUGUAAAAGAACUGACACCCGUAUAUAUGUUGAUCCCAGUCAUUCAAUAAACCAGCUUAAUGUGAACCAGAAAUUAGCUGUUUCAGAAUCUAUUCAAGAUAUACAUUUAGUUAGUGUGAAAAAGAUGAACGCGAACUUUCUUAAUAGUGGAUGUGCAGGCGAUACCGAUCAAAGUAUUUACUUAUCUUCUUUAGUAAAUAAAUAUUUGGGUAACAAAGCUGUUGGUAGUGGAACAGUGGAUACAGAUAGUUCUGCCGUAGUCGACUACAGCUUAGCGACACUGGAUUAUAUGAAGCGACAUGGUAUAAUUGAAUGUUAUGGAGAUAACAAAUGUACACAAAGUACCGCGACAGUAGUAAGUAGCACUCCGACCGCUAACCACAAAAAUGCAUUACAUAACUAUACUCGCUUUAACGAUCAAAGGGAUGAUUCCAUACGUACCCCAUCGAGUGGCCCAUCAUCUUCCAUUCCGUUUGUGUCUAUUGAUCCAAAAUCACCCGAUAUACACGGAGACCUAACAAGUGGAGAGUCGCUCCCAAAUAUAAUGAAUGAGUUGAGUCUAGAUAAAUUACAAAUGACACAACAUGCUGAAAUAUGCAACCUUGACACUAAGUAUCUGUCUACCUUGUCUGAUUGUCCUUCAGAAAAAGAUACUUCAAUACGACCAAUUUUAACAGUAUCGGGAUACUCACACAUUUUUGAUGAGCCCAACGUUAUAAACAGUCCAAUUCUCGACUUAGAACGAUUACGAUCGCUUCCCAAACUCCUGUGA